Messenger RNA from Helianthus annuus (common sunflower), 957 nucleotides. RefSeq names its product leucine-rich repeat extensin-like protein 2. The transcript has a single exon. Lineage: Eukaryota; Viridiplantae; Streptophyta; Magnoliopsida; Asterales; Asteraceae. The record is from RefSeq and is a predicted model, not a curated record. Bases 137 to 643 code for a protein of 168 amino acids.
UAAGAAGUGCCAAUGUGCCAUAACCCUUUGCACAUACAUACCACUCCUCUCUCCCUCUCCCUCUCCCUCUCCCUCUCUCUCACACAUACACAAUCUCUCUCCCCCCUCUCUCUCACACAUACACAAACACACACACAUGAUGGUCAAGAACAAGAAAAUCAAGAUAUUGAUCUUGUUAAUGGUUGCAUCUCAUCUCACACUUGCAACCAAAUCUAACUCAAACUCAUGGGUUGGUUCCAAGUACCAAAUAGAAUGCACAAUGUGUGCCGCCUGUGACAACCCAUGCAACCAACCCACCACCCCUUCACCACCACCACCGUCACCACCACCACCCAAACCCUCCACACCCAUCUGCCCUCCACCUCCCAAAUCCACCGGAUCCGGCUACUAUUACCCACCACCAUCAACCACCCAAGGCCCUUACUACACCUACCCACCACCGGCACCAUACAACAACAACAACAACAAUAAUAAUAAUAAUAACAACAAUAACUACCCUACACCACAACCACCCAAUCCCAUUAUGCCUUACUUCCCUUACUACUACUACAGCCCUCCGCCGCCGGCACCCUCCGCCGCCGUCUCACUUUCCGGCGCUACCACUCUUUUCUUGAUCAACUUAUUUUACUUUUUCUUUUUUUAAAUUUUAUAGAAUUGAAAGUGAAGAAUAAAGUGUUACUGCAAAAAGAUUACACAAGAUUCGAAAUUGAUGAAAACCCAGAAAUACCCAUCAAGGAUUUGUGAAUUUACGGAAGAAUUUAUGUUGAUCAUGAAUUCAUGAUGAUGAUGAUAGUUGAAAGUGGAAAGAAGGGUGGUAGUCUGUAAAUUAUUGACAGUUUAUGUCUGUUUUGGUAAUUUGUUAUGUAUUUAGUUUUAAAUAGUAUAUUCAUGAGUAAUAAAUGAUAGCACGAUGUUUUUCAGAACUAUUGAUCAUAUUGUAUGGAUUAUUGCAAUUUU